GAGGAGGGGUGAGCGGGGGGUUGGCCCGUCGGCACGCGCAGACAGCAGGGAGCAGCUGCAGCAAGAAGAUCGCAUCGCGUUUCACUGCAUUGCAAGUGACAUUUUAACAUUUCCUCUAAAACUUAGAGAAAAGCACCUAUAAACGACACUUAAAAAAAUGGUAGAUCGCGAGCAACUGGUGCAGAAAGCCAGGCUGGCUGAGCAGGCAGAACGAUAUGACGAUAUGGCAGCUGCCAUGAAAUCGGUGACGGAGCUGAACGAGGCCCUGUCCAACGAGGAGAGGAACCUGCUCUCGGUGGCCUACAAGAACGUGGUGGGCGCGCGGCGGUCCUCCUGGCGCGUGAUCAGCAGCAUCGAGCAGAAGACCUCGGCGGACGGCAACGAGAAGAAGAUCGAGAUGGUGCGGGCGUACCGCGAGAAGAUCGAGAAGGAGCUGGAGGCCGUGUGCCAGGACGUGCUCAACCUGCUGGACAACUUCCUGAUCAAGAACUGCAGCGAGACGCAGUACGAGAGCAAGGUCUUCUACCUGAAGAUGAAGGGCGACUACUACCGCUACCUGGCCGAGGUGGCGACGGGCGAGAAGCGCGCCACAGUGGUGGAGUCCUCCGAGAAGGCCUACAGCGAGGCCCACGAGAUCAGCAAGGAGCACAUGCAGCCCACCCACCCCAUCCGCCUGGGCCUGGCCCUCAACUACUCCGUCUUCUACUACGAGAUCCAGAACGCGCCCGAGCAGGCCUGCCACCUGGCCAAGACCGCCUUCGACGACGCCAUCGCCGAGCUGGACACCCUGAACGAGGACUCCUACAAAGACUCCACACUCAUCAUGCAGCUCCUGCGAGACAACUUGACACUGUGGACAAGCGACCAGCAGGACGACGACGGAGGGGAGGGCAACAAUUAAAAGCCGGUGGACUGGGCAGCCGCUUAGCUGAUGCUACUACCGCAAGCAGUCUUUAUUUUUCCACAAGUUUAAAGAUAAAAGAGGGUUGGGGGGAGGGGGGGAACCUUCCAGUAGUUAAAAAAAAAAAUAGAAAAAAAAACCACCCUCCUCCUUCUUGAUCGCCUCUUCGACAUUUGCCAAAACACCACUUAGAGGAAAAGGUCGGUCAGUCAAAAAAAAGUGGCUGUUGUUGGAUUGGAAUGGCAGCCUCACACUGGCAUCUGGACUGUUCUCGUAGUACAAACAACGUGGAGCUGCUUAUUUAACUUUAGGGGGGGGGGGCUGAUGAUGUGAAAGAUAGCAAGAUAGAGUAAAAACGUGAAUGUGAAAGCCUCAAAACAUAGUUUGCAAUGGUUCCAGUAAGCUUGAAGAAGGGGCUACCUUUGACCUGUUCAGAGAGCACUUCCAGGAAUCGCACAGCACAUCUGAAUAUUAGUACCCUUUCGAAGGCGCACACACACACACGUGUGCACCGAAUUCUAAAAAGAAGGAAGUCUCCACCUUAGUUUAAACUUGGAAACAUGACUCAUCGGUAACUAGCCAACAUGGUAGUGAUGACCUACAGCAGGUGCACAGGGAGGAUAUGGUAAAUCUCCUUUCCCCUUGCAUGCCGAUCUAACGUGUUGUUAAUCAACCCUUAAGACUGAAAGCGAUUAUCGAGGGAAUUCUGGAAAAGAACACCGAGAAAAUUGCCCAAAUGAUGAUAACGUGUGGCCACGGAACAAGGUCAAGCAUUUACUGGAACCAUGAGCUCUUUGGGGGUGUUAAGGUAACACUGACGGCAGAAAACUGAUGUGUUUAAUGGGAUAGAUCUUAAAGCAGCUUUGAGGUUUGUGGUUUGUUUUUAUUUGUUUUGUUUUUUUAUUCUUAAAAAGAAAUGCACUUGCCUAUUAUACUGUUUCCUCAGUGUAAGACGAUUCCUGCUCCAAUAUUCUCGAUAAUACAAUAUUGUGCAUGCUGGUGACGUAUUUAUGUAAGGUAGCUUGACUUUAUUAACUUAUACUGUAGGUGUUAUGUAUUCCUAUGAACAAGAAAUGACUAGACUUCAAACUGAUUUUUUAUUUCCUUUUUAUUAUGAGUUUCUUUUUUUUUUCCAUUUGCUGAAGUACGCUAUACCAAAUCAGUGAUUGUUAACAAUAAAUUGAUCUGUUAUGGACGUUGCUUAGUGACAUGCAGUUCUGUAUUUGAUUUGUUAAAAGCGGAAGAAAACAACACCAGUGUUAGCUUACUCUUACUGUCUGGUGUUUGUCAUGGUGAAAUUAUAAUUAUUACAGUGUAAACGAUUAAUAUGUUGUUCUUAGAAUGACCUUUCUGUUUGUGCUCUCUUCUGUCAUGCAGUGAACUGUUUAAGGUUUCAACAGUGGUUUAUUUUAUCAGAAUCAGUGUUUCUGUAAGGAGUUCCUUCACACACGGACCAUUUUAUUUAUUUUGGAUUUUUUAGCUGUCUCCUGAGUGAUGAAUAUAUUGAAUGUGAGUCAAUAUGUAGCGGUCGCACAAAAUAAAAAAAAAAGAGAGAGCUCUUCUACUGCACCAUUUCAUAGCUGGUUGUGGGGAGUUGUUCUGCAUUGUCAUUAUGGAGUACACCCUUGUUUCUAAAGAGAUCAUGACAUGGUUUCAUGCUCCUGAUAUCACGGGCCUUUCCUCACUUCUGUGACUUGACACUUUCUUUUACCUUCUUUGCGAUAAAAUGGCUUUUUGUUUGAAUGGAACAUUGUUAAAAGUCAAGUAAAAAGAGUAGGAUGCUGGAACCAGCAUUACUGCAGGUACCCUGUAUGCAGCUGACAUUUAUUCUUAUUCUUAUUUAUUUAUUAUUUAGUGUAGUUAAUUUAGAAUAGUCAUGAAUUGAAUUGUAUUGCUGUUGUUUCUCAGGGUUGUGUUGGAUCUAGCAGUAGGGAAAAUGGUUGUUGUAGUCCCAUUCAUUGUAGGCGGAAUGGAAGUUCCCUUUUUUGUGUUUUUUUUUCUGGGAAAAUGUGGUUGUGUUCUCAACGGGGAUUUGGCGUGGGACGUCUUCAUUCAUUUUGCGUGACAUUGCUUCUCAAGAAAAAAACAAACGCAGGAAUCUGGAGAGAGGCACGCUUGCUGGUGGUGGGAGAGACUUGUAAAAUGAGAGGCGCUUCAGACCUAGAUUCACAGAAACAUAUUCUGUUACACCGCAUCAUGGAAAGGCAAGAACGGGCUAGGACACUUUCAAGAACAGGCAAACUGUGCUGUCACACAUAACAGAACUAAGUACAGCAAGCAUGGUACAUGGGCCAUUUCCAUUCCACCCUCACCUCCAACACAUUUGGCUUUCUCCUCUUUGAUGGUAUUGCAAUUUACUUACAUCUGCUCAUGGAAGCCCUAAGCUGCACAACAGCAGUUAUGCAGGGGGUUAAGCUUUUAAUUUAAACAUCUCAAACACCUCAAAUCAGACCUACAUCUGGGGUUACAGAUGAAAAUCUACUACUUGGCCUUUUUCAUUUCUACUACAUGGCUGGAAAAAAAGAGUACAAAGGCAUUUUUUGUCCUUGAAAAUGAAAACCCAAAGAGAGAUGCAUUGUUCUCAUCUGUCGUAGAGUGGUACAGGGGUCAGAGUGAGGAGCGAGGUUAAGUGAAUCACAGCUGCUUUUUCAAAAACGGAGGCCAUACCGUAUGUAAUAAUGGGCAGUUGAUGAGAUGCUAGAAGAAUGAAAGUCCUUUGUUUAUAGAGAAAGUAUCUCGCUUGGAAAAGGCAGGAAGAAACAGGGAUGGAUCUUCUUCAUGAACCUUCUCUGAAGGUUUAAUGAGGGAUCUGUACAGUGGAUCAUUUGCAGAAUUGGGAGUAAACUCUUUAAACAAAGGGCAUGUUACGAUGGGGAGAUUUAAGGGAAGUGCUGGUUUAAAUAUGGAAGUGGGAGGGGGUUACUUCUGAUUAAAGUAUUCCCACUUUGGGGAAUUUUUGCUGUGGGGUUGGUGAGGGAGAGUGGCAGACUGAGAAGUGAAAGAGAUGGGUUGCAUCGAAGCCCGAUGGUGACAGGAGAAAGCAGAGUUAGUACAAGCAAUUCCUGAAGUCAGGCACAGGAACGAGGGAAUAGCUAAAGGACAGAAGUACUUUCAUCUUCAGGACAUCUUCCACCAGCAGAGAGUGGCAGAUAACAGCUACCGCUGUUCUUUACUGAUAAGCCACUGACAGGUCCUCCAAUGAGGAUUCUCUGUGACCUUAAAAAGUAGUUAAUAUCAUCAAAUUGUUACUGAAAAUUCAAAGGCGGAAGCAGUUCUGAAACAUUGAUCAAGGAGCACCGAGUAGCUAAGAAUAAAUGACAGGUCAGACGUCCCAGACCAGCCUUAUUAACCCUGCUGCAUAAAUUAAUAUUUAACUUCUCACCUUUCAGGGGCACAAUUCCAAGAUCCAGCAUGAAAUAAAAUUGAAUUCAAUAAAAGGGAUAGAUAGAAAAACCCAAUGCUGAACAGUUCAGAACAUCAAAUGUGAGUCUAAGUGAUUCUUACAGUCCCUUGUAUUUAUACUGUACAGCACUUUUCACCCUGAAGAACCCCCGAUUACAUACGGAAGGGUAUUUAUCCGCCACCAAAGUGCGGAGGUCAUAAUAAAGCAGCAGCCCCACUACAUGACAGACCAGGUGGAGGUGUGAGAAAUGAAUUGAAUUAGGGAAAUUUGAAGGGGGAAGUCACGCAAGGCCAGAUUAUGAAAGCCCAGAGUGGAAUUUAGCCAGAACACGGGGGGGGGUUUGGAAAAGUGCUACUGUAUGUCCAGUUAUUGUGGACCUACAUAGUUUCAUCCAUAGGACAGUCCCUGCUAAUGCAUGGUGUACCCAGUUAAACAAAAUUAUUCCACUUAAAAGGUUCCUGCCUAUUAAACCAAGCUGAAGAAAGUGAUUUUGCACCUCCUUGAAGUGCUUCACUUGUGAGGAACUCACAUUCUGUGUCAUUCUCCAGGCAGGGAACUCGCAGUUGAAAAGACCAAUUCAGAUCAACACAAUUGCAAACCCAGUGACUGACAUCUCAAGAGCCAGGCUGGGAAUGAACACUUCUAAACAUCUUAGGUUAAGUUUACCAGGACUAUUUUAAACAUUUUGUUGACUAGCAGGGGAAAUGUGUUCUUGAGGGGACCUGGAUUGUUACAUUAAAACAGAUUUGCUGCAUUUGCAUUUCAGCAAAUAGCUACAGUACAAAGAGCUGAGACUUAGGACAGUCACCUGGGUGAGAUGCAGGAAGUGCUCAUGACUAAAAACUCAUUGUUAUGCAUCUGCAGCAUCUUAAUCUGAAUUAUUUUGCUGAUGCAGUUAUCUCUUUUAGACCUUAAAUCACAAGGAGUUUAUCCACACAGUCAUGAACCCACAGAUACUCUCUUUACGGCUGGCAGGGAAAAUCUGCUGUUCCUACAGAUUCAAGGGCAGCAGCUGUGGGGAAAGCAAUAGACUUGAGGUCUUAGAUAAGUCUAUAUUCUGAGUCACUAGUGAGGCUUCUCCUGCGGCUUGUGACCUUUUGCAGGAGUUUGGCCGAUGGCUGCCAAUCCACAUAAUUCACGUGAUGAAACAGUGGUUUAGUUUGGGUCAUGCACGCCCUCUAAUGCACUCUUUAAAACUGACUGGAGAAACAGACUUUACACAGGGUAGCAUUAUCUGCCAGAUCUGCAUCCCAGAAUCCUCCCUUUUUCCCCACUCUUAAUUAUCAGUGUACUGUACAGCUGUUACCAUGCGACAAGAGUAGAUAGUUGGUUUUGUCAUCAUAUUGUUGGGAAUAGCAGGGUGGGAGGGAGAGAGUUGUUACUUUAAGUCCGAACCCGCUCUCUUCUGAUGAAUUUGUACAUCUGAACAGAACAAAAAGGAUCUCAACUGCUUCAAAGCCACUGUUUUUGUCUCUUUAAAACGUGUGGAGUGAAAUGGUUUACACAAUUACUUACGAACACAUUUUGUCUUCUCAUUCCUGUUCACACUGACGAUUAGUAUAGUGUUCAGUCCUUAAAAAACGAAAAACAUUGCGAACAGGUUGCAACUCACAGGAUUUCAUGGCUGUUUAUGCAACAGUUUAUAAUUAUAUGCAUGCUCUGCUACAUCAUUCUAUAGAAACUGAGUAGGCCAGGGAAACAGGAAGACAACCAGGGAACCAUGACAACAGUCCUAAGGGGCCAAGCCAUCUUUUACUUGCCUGUCUGCAAGGGCAAUGUCUGGCUCGGGUGUCAUGAGGAAAAAUGAGUGCUAGCAAAAGGCCCAUUUCAGGAGGAGGGAGAAUCCUUAGAAGAAAAGUGGUGUUUGAUCAAGUACUGUUGUAAAAGCAUGUGUACGUUUUAGGAGAGUCGGUUGCCUUCUGUUGCUCAUUAAAGAUAUUGGUUUCUUGACAUAAA
This is a messenger RNA of Lepisosteus oculatus (spotted gar), 6260 nucleotides long. RefSeq names its product 3-monooxygenase/tryptophan 5-monooxygenase activation protein, gamma polypeptide 1 (gene ywhag1). Lineage: Eukaryota; Metazoa; Chordata; Actinopteri; Semionotiformes; Lepisosteidae. The record is from RefSeq and is a predicted model, not a curated record. Gene Ontology annotation, biological process: intracellular protein localization; signal transduction. Gene Ontology annotation, cellular component: cytoplasm. Gene Ontology annotation, molecular function: protein kinase C binding.